GACAUACAGCGAAUUGUAAAGAAUUCAGUGAAGUGUAGCGUUUUUUUUCUUUAAAAUAUAGUUAUUUGCCGCUGAGAGUAUCAUUCAUAAAGCAUAAAAAUGGGGAAUAUGUUUGCAAAUUUAUUUAAAGGCCUAUUUGGCAAAAAAGAAAUGAGAAUACUGAUGGUUGGAUUGGAUGCUGCUGGUAAAACCACAAUUCUAUACAAACUUAAAUUAGGUGAAAUUGUUACAACAAUUCCUACAAUUGGGUUCAAUGUGGAAACUGUAGAAUACAAAAACAUCAGUUUCACUGUGUGGGAUGUGGGUGGUCAGGAUAAAAUUAGGCCACUGUGGAGGCAUUACUUCCAGAAUACACAGGGUCUCAUUUUUGUAGUAGACAGUAAUGACCGAGAACGUAUCGGCGAAGCGCGUGAAGAGCUCAUGAGAAUGUUAAGUGAAGAUGAGCUUCGAGAUGCUGUACUUUUGAUCUUUGCAAACAAACAGGAUCUGCCAAACGCAAUGAACGCAGCGGAGAUAACGGACAAGUUGGGUCUGCACUCUUUGCGCAACCGCAACUGGUACAUUCAGGCGACGUGUGCCACAUCCGGCGACGGCCUCUAUGAGGGGCUCGACUGGCUCUCCAACCAGCUCAAGAACGCAAACCGCUAACCGCAUGUGCGCUACCAACUCACAGACAAAUCUGAUUACGAAAAGAGACUAUGGUUUAAGAUAUGUUAACUUUAUUUGCUAUGAUAUACAAUGUAUUAUGUGCGGAAUCAUAAAUGUAUUACCGAUGCGUCACCUGGUGACCGAGCUUUCAUCGCAUGCUCCGAACCGCUAGAGGUAGAGGAACGCUACAAAAUCCACGUCGAGCUCGCGGCGGGACUGCGUACAUCGUCGUGCUCCAGUGCUCAGUGGUGUUAGGGUCCAGAUUUAUAAAAUGCUUUGUCUGUUCGAUCCCCGAUGACGUUGAACAAAAUAUAGUGUGUAAAUUUAAUGCAAAAUUACAAUUUUGUUUACGAUUAUCAGUAACGAAGGAAUGGUGUACACGUUGAGUGAACGCGCAUUGUGAUGUGGAUAGGUACGUAGCUGACACGUGAUAAAGUGAAUCACAGCAUAACAUGUUUUAUAUGUAUACUAUAAUUUGGAAUAAGUUGUCGUAAUAAAGUAUUUAAAGUUAAUUAACUUUUUAUGACUUUGAUUUGUUUAGUGAUAUGCCUGUAGCGACCUUGAGUGGUAGGCAGCUGCUCGAUUGUAGCGGUAAGGCGGUAGACGAGGGCGGUAGGCGGUAGGCGGUAGACGGUAUUUUAUAUCGUCCGUACCCGCUACCUAUUCACAUCGCUUUGUUGUCCAAAUUCAUAACGUGUCCCUUAUUGUCGUCGAUUUUUGUGCAUAUUCCACUAAUACUUUGAAUGACUUAUUGUAUGAUGAUAGUUUAUUUUUUAUGAAAGUUAACUAGGUAGAGUAAGCUGUUACGUAUUUAACAUCAGAUACAGUUCUUUUAGACGGUACCGUUUCAUUUGACGGCUCGUUGUGAUGAUCCUGCAUUUACAGUCGACUUCUCAUGGCGAUCCGAGAUUAACUUGUAAUUUAGGUAAUAAUAUGUAUUAGAUAAACAUGAUGUUUUGAGAAGUGUUCCCAUUUUAAUGGGAACAGUGCUCAGAAGAUUCUGCGGUAUUUUGCUCUUACACAAUUAAUUAUAACUUAGCGUUUUAUAAUAAUUUAGAGAAAAUUGUUAAAACACAUUUCAGGGAUGCAGUUGGAGAAUGGUGAAUAGACUUUUUUUUAUUUUUAUGAAAAUCAAAUGAUAAAAAGCGAAAUGUGACAUUCCGGUUUGUCUUAUUGCUGUAUUAUGGAAUAAAAUAUCCUCACC
This is a messenger RNA of Diatraea saccharalis (sugarcane borer), 1852 nucleotides long. NCBI's taxonomy places the organism in Eukaryota, Metazoa, Arthropoda, Insecta, Lepidoptera, Crambidae. The record is from the annotation of a GenBank genome assembly.